Messenger RNA from Salvelinus namaycush (lake trout), 3495 nucleotides. It is a transcript of the gene lpar6a, whose product is annotated as lysophosphatidic acid receptor 6a. The record is from RefSeq and is a predicted model, not a curated record. Gene Ontology annotation, cellular component: membrane. Lineage: Eukaryota; Metazoa; Chordata; Actinopteri; Salmoniformes; Salmonidae. Gene Ontology annotation, biological process: positive regulation of Rho protein signal transduction; phospholipase C-activating G protein-coupled receptor signaling pathway. The coding region runs from base 980 to 2149 and encodes 389 amino acids. The transcript has a single exon. Gene Ontology annotation, molecular function: lysophosphatidic acid receptor activity.
UUCCUCUCACUGGAUGUGUGAGCUGUACAAUACCCUUGAGGCUGUCACAGACAAAAACAGAGGGGAGAGAGAGAAAAACAGAGAGAGAGAAAAACAGAGAGAGGGAGGGCGACAGAGGAGAGGGCAGGAAAUAGACCUUGAAGAGAAACAGAGACUCACUCACACACACACACACACCCACACGGAGGACUGAAGAGGACCGUAAUUCUCCAAGUCUCUACUCUACGCUCAGGACAAAGCAACACGCGGUUGAACUUUAGAGCACAGAUACACCGUCAACUGCUAUAAACCUUUACUACGGGAGAACUAGGAUGGAAAGCCUGGAUCAUUUUCAAACAAAGAGGACAAAGGAGGAUCGUGGAUUCUAUUGAUAAACAUUUUGACAAGAAAAGAGGGGAAAGGGUUACUAUAAAGAACUCUCCACAAGUGAAUUAUUAUAUUUUAUUAAACCCUUCUUCUCUGCGAGGACUUGACUGGAGAACGGUUACACGAGUUAUUCUGAGCACAGUAUAAAAAAAAAGAAGGAUUUUUUUUUGUGACUGACUGAGUGGCUGGCUGCUAUCUGAGUAAGUACAGCUCUCUGUCUCGGCCAGUUAGUCCUGCAGCCUCGGGGCCGGAGUCCUGCCGGCAGGGGUUAAGGGGCAGGGGGAGGAUAGGAGGAAGCUGCAGCUUGGAUCCCCAGUACUUGGGGAAGGAAGGGGGUCCUCUUCUAACAACACCGUCACCAACAUGUCAACAAAAUGGGGUAGGAAACAUAGUGAUCAUGGCGAUUUUGGAAUGAAAGCCUUGGUGUUUUAACGGUUGUUCAAGAGUUUUACACUGUGACAGUUUAGAGGCAUUUUGUGUUCUGCCUUUGUGUUGUGCCUCGCUGGGCAUUCAUGGUGGAUUGGGACCAAGAAUUGAGGGAAAUACUUUCAUUGUAUAUAGUUGUUACACAACCCACCGACACCUCUCACCGUUCCCUUGUUUCCUCGACAACAUGAACAAUACCACCCUGCUCCCACUGGCCAUGUCGACGGACAACUUCACCCUGAUGAACUACGGUCUCGGAGGGAUUAUCAGGUCAACCAUCACCCCUUUGCCGCACCACAACUCCUCCGUUGCCUCAGACAAUUCCAACUGCACCAAGAACGAUGGCUUUAAGUAUCCUCUCUACAGCACCGUGUUCAGCCUGGUGUUCAUUGUAGGGUUGAUCACUAACAUGGCAGCCAUGUAUAUAUUCACCUGUUCUCUCAAGUUGAGGAACGAGACGACGACCUACAUGAUCAACCUAGUGGUGUCAGACCUUCUCUUCGUCUUCACACUGCCUCUCAGGGUUUUCUACUUCCUCAACCAGGACUGGCCGUUCGGCGGGGUACUCUGCAAGCUCUCUGUGUCGUUAUUUUAUACCAACAUGUACGGGAGUAUUCUAUUCCUCACCUGUAUCAGUGUGGAUCGGUUCCUGGCCAUCGUUCACCCGCUCAGGUCACGGGCGUUGAGGACAAAGAGGAACGCUAAAAUGGUGUGUGUGGCGGUCUGGGUGCUGGUGUUGGCGGGGAGUCUACCGACAGGUUUUAAACUGGAGACCACGUCACUACAACACAACCACUCCACCGCACGGUUCUGUUUCGAGAACUUCUCGUCCACGCAGUGGAAGUCCCACCUCUCCAAGAUGGUCAUCUUCAUCGAGACGGUGGGUUUCCUGAUCCCCCUGCUCCUCAACGUGGUAUGUUCCGUCAUGGUUCUCCAGACCCUGAGGAGACCUCAGACCAUCAGCCGUGGGGGGAAACUCAACAAAACCAAGAUCCUUCGAAUGAUCGUGGUUCAUCUCUUCAUCUUUUGCUUUUGUUUCAUCCCGUAUAACGUCAACCUAGUCUUCUAUGCCUUGGUUCGCACCGGGAACCUGAAGGGCUGCGUUGCAGAGACCGUAGUCCGAACUAUCUAUCCUAUCGCUCUCUGUAUCGCUGUGUCUAACUGCUGCUUCGACCCGAUCAUCUACUACUUUACCUCGGAGACCAUCCAGAACUCUAUCAAGAGGAAAUCCACGAUCAGCCAUGCCUACGACAUUAAGUUGUCUGAGGCGCUGCAGAGUGAGACCAGCUCCAACUUCCACUGCAGCCUGAGGACACUGAAAAACAAGGUGUUUAACAACACAGAGUCUUCUGUGUGACACUGGGGGGUGUGGAGGGACUGACUGGCUGGCUGGUUGACUGGUUAACUGACUGGCUGGCUGUAUGGCAGGCUUACUGGCUGACUGGCUGGCUGGUUGACUGGUUAACUGACUGGCUGGUUGGUUGACUGGUUAACUGACUGGCUGGUUGGUUGGUUGACUGGUUAACUGACUGGCUGGCUUAAUGGCAGGCUUACUGGCUGACUGGAUGGCUGGUUGGCUGGUUAACUGACUGGCUGGCUUAAUGGCAGGCUUACAGGCUAACUAGAUGGCUGGUUGACUGGUUAACUGACUGGACUGGCUGGCUUAAUGGCAGGCUUACUGGCUGACUGGAUGGCUGGUUGACUGGUUAACUGACUGGAUGGCUGGUUGACUGGUUAACUGACUGACUGGCUUAAUGGCAGGCUUACUGGCUGACUGGAUGGCUGGUUGACUUGUUAACUGACUGGCUGGCUUAAUGGCAAGCUUACUGGCUGACUAGAUGGCUGGUUGACUGGUUAACUGACUGGCUGGUUGGUUGACUGGUUAACUGACUGGCUGGUUGGUUGACUGGUUAACUGACUGGCUGGCUGAAUGGCAGGCUUACUGGCUGACUGGAUGGCUGGUUGACUGGUUAACUGACUGGCUGGCUUAAUGGCAGGCUUACUGGCUGACUGGAUGGCUGGUUGGCUGGUUAACUGACUGGCUGGCUUACUGGCUAACUAGAUGGCUGAUUGACUGGAUGGCUGGUUGGCUGUGUCUGGCUACACCACACAAUAGGGAUGUAGAGACUGACUGGCUGGUUGCUAGCAGUAGCACCCAGGGUCUCUAAAUGGUUCUAUCUAUAUGUAGUUCUGGACUUAAGACUUGUGAAUUUAAUUGAUAAAUACAAAUACACAUACAGACAUUACACACACAAUGGAUUAACAUCAAGCACAAUGGAUUAUCAGCAAGCCUCUGGGAGACGUUGGAGACAUUGGACUUUGAGGAGGACUGCUGAAGCAUCAGCUAGGAAUAGAGGACAUACUUAUAGGAUUUCAGUGUUUAUCUCAGGGCUGCAACAUGGACCAGGCCCCUGUGACUGUCCAUGCCAUAUCUACCAGACAGUCUACCCUACAGUAUACAGUUUGUCUUAUUUGAUCCCCUGUUAGUUAAUAUGUUAAUUUAAUAUAUAUAACUAACAUCCCCUUGUGGAAUUACAACUGUUUUUGCACAAUAAUUGUGCCAGACAGAAGUUAUUAAACUUCUGAAAAAUAUGAAUUGGAAUGGAUUGUGAUCACUGGACAAAGAGAGACAGAGAGAGAGAGAGAGAGAGAGAGAGAGAGAGAGAGACAGAGAGAGACAGAGAGAGAGACACAGAGACACAG